AUGAGCCCGUCUGAGAUGGGGACGCCGUGGCACCGCUGGUCCCGCGUGCUCAUCGGCCUGGCCGCCCUAUUCUCCGAAGUGACUGAGAGCCGAGGGGUCCUGGAGAGCAUCCAGAGGUUCUCCUUGCUGCCUACCUACCUCCCUGUGACCUACCACAUCAACAACGCCGACGUGUCCUUCUUCCUGAAGGAGGCCAACCAGGACAUCAUGCGCAACUCUAGCCUGCAGUCCCGCGUGGAGUCCUUCCUAAUUUACAGAGCCCAGAGGCUCCCCGUGCUCAGCGCCAGCUACGGGCCCUUCUCCAUCGAGCAGGUGGUGCCUCAGGACCUCCUGCUGCCCUCCAGCCCCUUCGGAGCCACCAGCAAGCUCUCCCUCAACUGGAGGCUGAGGGCGCACAUCCUGCGGGACAAGGUGUACCUGAGCCGGCCCCGGGUGCAGGUGCUCUUCCACCUGCUGGGCCGGGACUGGGCGGCACAGAGCCCCGGCGAGCGGCUGCCCUGCCUGCGGCUGUUCGCCUUCCGGGAGACCCGGGAGGUGCGGGCCGGCUGCCGGCUGCAGGGCGCCCUGGGGCUGUGCGUGGCCGAACUGGAGCUGCUGGCCGCCUGGUUCGGGCCCCCCACCGUGGUGGCCGGGAGGAAGCGGGCGCCCGGGCCGCCCGAGGGGAGCCCCGUGGAGCUCUACUACUCCGUGCAGCCGGGGGAUGCGCGCGGGGACUGUGCGGGCAGCAGCGACGUCAGGAAGGACAACGCCAUCCGGCCCGGGAAGGACGGGCUGGACGAGGCCGUGCCCCACCUGCAGAGGAUCGGCAGCGUCUUCCUCUAUCAGACGGGGGGCAGACCCGCGCUGCGGGAGCUGCGUUUGGACAGCAACGUGGCCAUCCUGUACUCCGCCAGGACAGCGAGGCAAGGCGACGUGCUCACCUUCCUUGUGGCCGUGUCCCGGAACUGCAGCGCGGAUCGCUUCACGCUGAGGAUCAUUCGGGCCCUCCCAGAACAGCCCGGUGGCGGUGGCUGUGGAUCUGUGCUCUGUCCUGAGCCUGGGUUCGCCCCAGAAGUUUGA
This is a messenger RNA of Nyctereutes procyonoides (raccoon dog), 1059 nucleotides long. Its product is annotated as transmembrane protein 132D-like. NCBI's taxonomy places the organism in Eukaryota, Metazoa, Chordata, Mammalia, Carnivora, Canidae. The transcript has 3 exons. The record is from RefSeq and is a predicted model, not a curated record. Bases 1 to 1059 code for a protein of 352 amino acids.